Armigeres subalbatus is the source of this 1551-nucleotide messenger RNA. Its product is annotated as glucose-fructose oxidoreductase domain-containing protein 1-like. The transcript has 2 exons. Gene Ontology annotation, molecular function: nucleotide binding. The record is from RefSeq and is a predicted model, not a curated record. The coding region runs from base 150 to 1331 and encodes 393 amino acids. NCBI's taxonomy places the organism in Eukaryota, Metazoa, Arthropoda, Insecta, Diptera, Culicidae.
CUUCAAUCAGUUUAAACCUAUUUUCAAUUGUUACGAUUGGUUUGUUUUUCCUCCAUCAGUAUUUGUAAACUCCCGUUACAUGUUUCGUGUAAAUAAAGUGAUUUAUUGCUGAAAAUUGCAAGUUCCAGCGACGGAAAAUAUCUUAUACGAUGCUUCCGGGUAUCGGAAUGUUCGGCACCGGCGAAAUCACCCGGGUGCUGGUGCCCAUCCUGCGGGACAAAGGCUUCAAUAUUGCGGCCAUUUGGGGGCGCACCUUGCGUGAGGCAGAGGAAGCCGCCCUGGAGCUACAGAUACCGUUUUUCACCAGCAAAAUUGACGACGUGCUGCUGCGGAAGGAUGUCGAUAUGGUGUUCAUCACCUGUCCACCGUAUUUGCACUCGCAGAUUUCCGUCAAGGCGCUCGGGAUCGGGAAGCAUGUGGUCUGCGAUAAGCCCAUGAGCCUGUUUCAAACGGAUGCCCUCAAGAUGGUCCGUGCUUGCCAGUAUUAUCCCUCGUUAAUUUCCAUCGUGAAUCACUCGUUGCGUUUCUUGCCAGCCAUCGGGCACAUGAAGAAAGCCUUGCAGGAGGGUUAUUUGGGACCGCCGGAGCAGCUGUCGUUGAUCGAUGUCAAGGUCCGAAUGAGUUCCUUGUUUCAUAACAAGUUCGACUGGUUGUGCGAUGAGACGAUGGGAGGAGGAGUUCUUAAUUUGGUAGGAAGUCACGUCAUAGAUUUGGUGAAGUUCUUAACAGAAAGGAAGGCUGUUAAGGUCCACGGAACUGUUCGUACCUACAUCAAGCACUUGGGUCAGAUCAAUGGGAUCCGUCAGAUUACUGCUCCAGACUUUUGCACAUUCCAGAUGGAACUGGAAAGUGGGACACUGGUUACGGUCAAUAUAAACUGCCACAUUUCGAAUAAUGCCUUCCACCAGGAAGUAGCCGUCUAUGGAGGGGAAGGUCACUUGACGGUAAGAGGAGGCGAUUUGGUGGGUCACCGGACAACCGGCGAAGCUGGAACGAUCAAAGAGGAAAUGCUUUAUCUCGACGUACAGGAUUUACAAUUUUCCACCUCGGAAACGACACUGCCAAGGCCUUACGUGAAAGGACUCUGUAAAAUGGUUGGUGCCUUACGCGAUGCGUUCCAUCCGAACAAAGAAACCGCAGGUUGGAUAAAAGAACCGGUACAGGCAGCUGCUACUUUUGAAGACGGUCUCUAUGUUCAAGCCGUGUUGGAUGCCGUGCGGAAAUCCAGCGAAGAUCGAUGCUGGACAAAGGUAAAUAUUUGCACUGAUUCUCCAACCAAUCAGAAAUUUUUAUCCGCCGCCAGGAUGACCUCAGCAACUGCCCUCCACUGAAUAAGAGCGGAUUGGCUUUUCUUAAAAGUAUUAGCUAUUUAUUUAUAUUUUAAUGCUUUGCAUUUAGAGAUUGAAUAGCAUUUUUUUUAUCUAUAUGCUGUGCUAUUUUUUAUAGUUUUAACACUUAACUUUUCACCGAUAUUGCGCCUAAUCUAUAUUGUCUUGUUAUUCACUGCUUUUACACAUUCGAAUACAUACAUGGUUGCUAUUAAAUGAUAAA